Molecule: messenger RNA, 2253 nt
Organism: Ornithodoros turicata
Lineage: Eukaryota; Metazoa; Arthropoda; Arachnida; Ixodida; Argasidae
Product: glucose transporter type 1-like
Exons: 12
Coding region: 394-2091 (565 amino acids)
Biological process (GO): monosaccharide transmembrane transport
Cellular component (GO): membrane
Molecular function (GO): hexose transmembrane transporter activity
Source: RefSeq, a predicted model, not a curated record
AUUGUAAGAAAAAGAAAAGUGUGCGCGUUUGCACAACAUGGUGGAAAGUAGCCAACUGAUGGAGUGCGCAUUACGAUGCAUCUACCAUAUGACUUGCCGGGCCACUAGCACGUGUGCUCAGUCUCUGGGACGGAUGCUGGCACCAGGCUGGGAUGCACAACAGUCUUUAAUACGAGGGAUAGAUGAAGGGGAAUCGUUUCAAGACCGAGCACCGUUCUCUUUCUAGUAUUUUUGAGAAUCCUCUAGGGGGACGUUCCGCUCCGCUUAGUGAAGACGAAGUGACGAAGUAAGGAUAGCACGAGCGUCUUCAAACUCGUGCGGCCAUCAUCUCAUUUGUAGAAGAAGAAGAGUUGACCUUUUCACCUGCGUUGUUGCGUUCUGAACGGCUGCGAAAUGUCGGGAGAUGCUGCGAAGAAACCACAAGUCACUGGCAAGCUUGUCAUCUCCAUGUUUGCUGCAGUACUUGGCAUGUUCCUGUUCGGCUACAACCUCGGCGUCAUCAAUGCGCCACAAAAGAUGCUGGAGGAAUUCAUUUCAACGGUGUAUCUUGAGAGGUCGGGUCAGGAGAUCGACGCCAAUUUCCGCGACUGGGUGUGGGCUAUAGCAGUAUCUGUCUUCGCCAUCGGUGGAAUGGCAGGAGGAAUAUCGGGCGGAAUGGUCGCCAACCGCUUCGGAAGGAAAGGAGGAAUGCUCAUCAAUUUGGUACUGGCUAUCAUCGGCGGUACGUUUAUGGGUAUAACGAAGUCUGUUAGGAGCAUCGAACUGCUGAUCCUUGGCCGCCUUAUCGCUGGAAUCAACUGCGGACUUAGCAGCGGUCUGGUCCCCAUGUACCUGAUUGAAAUCGCUCCUGUAGCCAUGCGCGGAGCCGCUGGAACUAUGAAUCAGCUCGGGGUCACCUUUGGACUUUUGUCCUCCCAGGUCCUUGGCAUUCCACUCAUUCUAGGGACGGAAGACAGGUGGCAGUAUCUUUUUGGUAUCAUAGUCAUUCCACCAGUUAUCCAGCUGCUUUUGCUGCCUACUUGUCCAGAAAGUCCACGAUAUUUGCUGAUUUCAAAGCAGGAGGAAGCCGAAGCGAGGAGUGCUUUACAGUCGCUUCGUAAAUCGACUGACGUGGAGGAUGAAAUCGAAGAGAUGAAACAGGAAGAUAGGGCAUCGAAAGAUGAGCCGGCGGUGUCCAUGCUACAGGUGCUAAAGGGCAAAGAGUACCGGCUCCCGCUUAUAAUCGGGCUCAUGAUGCAUUUAUCGCAGCAGUUCUCAGGGAUCAAUGCGGUUUUCUUCUACUCUGUGGGAAUUUUCGUGGCAGCUGGAGUUCCCGAGGAUGAUGCCAAGUACGUCAACAUUGGUGUAGGGGUGAUCAUGGUGGUCAUGACGCUUGUCUCAAUUCCCCUGAUGGACAAAGCGGGCAGAAGGACUCUGCACCUUUGUGGCUUGGGUGGCAUGUUCAUCUUUAGUAUACUCUUCACAUUUUCUUUGGUGGCUAAGAGUGUAGGCCACUGGGUCAUCUUCGUCAGCGUUGUCAGCACGCUGUUGUACGUGGUGUUCUUCGCCAUUGGACCAGGAACCAUACCGUGGAUGUUGAUGGCCGAGUUGUUCGCGCAAGGUCCCAGACCAGCAGCCAUGAGCAUCGGCGUGCUCGUCAACUGGUCGGCCAGCUUCUUGGUCAGUCUCAUCUUCCCGCCGAUGCAGGGGGUACUUAAAGACUACUCCUUCGUCCCCUUUACGAUUCUCCUGGCGAUUUUCUGGAUCUUCACCUUCAAGAAGGUCCCAGAGACGAAGAACAAAACCUUCGAAGAAAUUGCGUCCCUUUUUAGGGCGACAUCUAGGGCGACAUCAACGCCGAUAGCGGAGGCGGAAUUGCAACCCGUCCCGGCAGGGAACGAACCUCAGAUAGUGGCGCCAGAAACGCCGAAACAAGACGAAACACCGCAAGCAGCAGCACCAGCACCAGCAGCAGCACCAGCACCAGAUGGGGAACAACCUAAACACCACGUGCGGAAGACGAAGUCGAGGGAGUCUACGAGAUCACUCGAUAGGAUACGGUCGAAAGAGGAGCAUAAACAUAAGAAAAAAUCGUCUGAAAACAUCGCCUGAUGGCCUCGUCUACGUGCGCUUUUUACUUUAAAUGGACGUGUCGUUUUUACGUGCUCGGAUAAGAGCUGCGUAGACAAUUGCGGUUGCAAUUCGCUAUUUUUCACUGCAAUGCUAUUUUUAUAUUCCGUCAGUAAAAAUAUAAAAAAACUUUGACAAAUCUGA